AUGAUGCUCGACACGUCGGACGUUGGUUCUGAAGCACCGGAAUUGGAAGAAGCGGAACAGGAAGAACUGUACGAAUCAGCAGAGCCUCCCCGCAAAAAGAACCGUGGUAUUGAUGAUAGUAUCAUUCACGCGCAUGGUGAGCUCCUCAAAGCUUAUCUGAGCAUACCAUCACGAAUUGCCAAGAGAAAUUCCGAAAUCAGUACUUGCAGAGAACUACUUGAAGGAUACAGAGCCGAGAACAAAAUACGACAAAAUGAAGCAGAUAUCGAAAAGCAAAUGCGACGUUUCGGAAACGAUAAAGAGGAAUUCGUGGAAGGUUAUAUUGAACCUCUCAUAAAGUUACUUCGGGAACAACCGAUGAUCAAGUGUAUCCCUGAGAAUAAGGAGAUCAUGGAGUUGUAUGAGAGACGUCAUGAGCUGGAGGAAUUGAUAGAGAGGUAUGAGGAAGAUCCUGAUCUCCUGGAGCAUGGACAGGCGUUUUUGAACUAUUUCCACGAGAGAGUAUGGCAGGAACAUUUUGUUAGAGUCCAGGAGAAUGUUGCUUGGUGUGAGGAGGAUAUCGAGGAAAGUGAGAAGCUGCAAGUGGAUUUGAGGACUAUGUUGGUGAACUCUGGGAUUAUUUUGAGGGGGAGAGGUCUACCGAUGAGACGGAUAGAUGAUAGUGGGAAUCCUGUUGAAGAUUAG
This is a messenger RNA of Botrytis fragariae, 684 nucleotides long. RefSeq lists its product as uncharacterized. Lineage: Eukaryota; Fungi; Ascomycota; Leotiomycetes; Helotiales; Sclerotiniaceae. The transcript is spliced from 2 exons. The coding region runs from base 1 to 684 and encodes 227 amino acids. The record is from RefSeq and is a predicted model, not a curated record.